AUGAAAAUAACAUGUUUAGGAGAUCUGGAUUCCCGGUACGGUGGUGGAGAUUCCCAACCACUGGGAAACUCAGGAUCUGCGAACAGAGAGAGGAGAAGUUUGUUGAAGGUUGAUGAAGAUGAAGAAAAGGUUCUUGAGUCAAGGAGGAGAAAGAUUCAGAAUGAUGGUUAUGUGCAGGAUGCGAGGUCCGGUUUUUGUAAUGACCAGUAUGAAACAUGGCAUUUAGUGGUGAGGAUGGACAUGGAGAUGGAUCCGUAUGGCAUGGCAUGA
This is a messenger RNA of Vicia faba (fava bean), 270 nucleotides long. The record is from the annotation of a GenBank genome assembly. Lineage: Eukaryota; Viridiplantae; Streptophyta; Magnoliopsida; Fabales; Fabaceae.